This is a messenger RNA of Ceraceosorus bombacis, 900 nucleotides long. The record is from the annotation of a GenBank genome assembly. NCBI's taxonomy places the organism in Eukaryota, Fungi, Basidiomycota, Exobasidiomycetes, Ceraceosorales, Ceraceosoraceae.
GGCUUUGGUCCGUGACGAAUCAAGACUGAGCGACACUCACCAUCAGGUCUUCGCUUCACUUUCAGCGAGCUCGCACGCCAAAUCUUCUCUCAUCCGCCCAUGGAGCUGUACAACAACACUCGUUUUCAAUGGCCAAUUUCUGCGGAUUCUCUCCAGCAUUUGUACACGAGGCUCGCCGCACCACACUCUUUCGACUCGGUAUCGCUAACAGCAGCUCUCCGCGACCGGGGAGAUGGCUGAAGACUUUCCAAUCUAUCUUGCUACCCGUCGGUCGACACGCAUCUGUACAGUCUAUCUCAUCGUAGGCACUCUCGGUACCGUUGAGGCUCGCCUUUUCUCUCGUUCCUUUUGCUUCUUAACUAGCUUGUUCAACUCCACUUGUCCUUCUCCAGGCCGCGCUUUCUGUUUGCGCUCGCAUGCAGGUUUGAUAACUUGCACACGCAGUACUAUCCCGUUCGCUCUCGCCGCUCCACCAUCACUGCAUCCUUUUGAUUUGAAAUUGAUGAUUUUUCCCCAACUUGUCACCAGCCAUUGCGUAUGCUCAUGCUUCGCGUCGCUUUCCGUCGAGGACUGCCCCUCGACUUUAGCUACCUGGGCGUCCGUUGCAACUCCACAAUCAUCAACAGUACUCGAAUGUGUGGAUGAGCAUCAUCAUCACUGCUGUGCCUCUGCUGUGAUUAGCUCGUCAGAAGUCGGACGUUCCACUCUGAUGCGACGACGUCGAUGUUGGCGACUUUGUCCUUUUUCGUGCAGCUCUUGCAUGUAAGCGCUUGCUUGGCAUGAGCAGUCGUUCAAAGGUCAGACCAGGUGGAUGUCGCAGCAGACUAAAGAGGGGACACAGAUAGCGAGGAGGUGUACACCCCCGCAGGAUUCAAAAAGACGCUUCGGAAAGCACAGCAC